GAACUAUUUAGCCUACAACCAACAUGGCGACUCCCACAGAACACGAGGAUUUAUCUGAACAAGAGAUAGAAGAGGAACCCAAAGCACCAAAGAUCCGAGAAACACCAGAAGACAUCAAACUAGAGGCCAUCGUCAACACUAUUGCAUUUCAUCCCAAACAAGACAUCCUUGCAGCAGGAGACAUUGAUGGCGACAUUUACCUAUAUUCAUAUUCCUGCACUGAAGGAGAAAACAAAGAACUCUGGUCAUCAGGGCAUCAUCUCAAGUCUUGCAGGAAAGUGCUCUUCUCCAGUGAUGGACAGAAAUUGUUCAGCGUGUCUAAGGACAAGGCUAUUCACAUCAUGGACGUGGAGGCUGGAAAACUGGAGACACGCAUCCCUAAAGCUCACAAAGUCCCCAUCAAUGCCAUGCUGCUAAUUGAUGAGAAUAUAUUUGCGACGGGAGAUGAUGAAGGAACGCUGAAGGUUUGGGAUAUGAGGAAAGGAACGUCGUUUAUGGAUCUUAAGCACCAUGAGGAUUACAUUAGUGGUAUUACUAUUGACCAGGCCAAACGAACACUGCUUACAUCCAGUGGCGAUGGCACUCUGGGUGUAUUUAAUAUAAAAAGACGAAGGUUCGAACUGCUUUCUGAAAUUCAAAAUGGAGAUCUCACCUCUGUCUCCAUCAUGAAAAGAGGUCGUAAAGUUGUUUGUGGUUCCGGUGAGGGCACAAUUUACAUUUUCAACUGGAAUGGUUUCGGUGCCACAAGUGACCGUUUCGCAAUUCAGGCCGAGUCUGUGGAUUGUAUCGUCCCAAUCACAGACAGCAUACUGUGUGCUGCAUCUACAGAUGGUGUGAUCAGAGCUAUUAAUAUCUUGCCCAACCGUGUGGUGGGCAGUAUUGGACAGCACGUCGGAGAGGCCAUAGAGGAGAUUGCGCGAUGUAGAGACACGCAUUUUUUGGCGAGCUGCGCUCACGAUGAGCUGAUCAAAUUCUGGGACAUUUCCAGCUUACCUGAUGAGAAGGUUAAUGAUUACCGACGUAGAAAGAAAAAAGACAGACGACUCAAAGCCCUGAGUAAUAAAGCGUUUGAUACAGGACAGAGUUUCUUUGCUGGGCUUUUAGACACAACUGAGGAAAACGGUAAAGAUGGUGAUGAUGAGGAGGAGGAGGAUGAGGACAGCGACAGUGGAAGUGAUUGAAAAUACUGCAAAAAUGUUGUCUUUUGUUGUAUAUUUUUUUCUUGUAUAAGUUUUACUAUUUUUUUUGUAAUCCAUUCAGCCGAGUCUGGCAGGAUUACUUUAGCUUAGCGUAGAUCAUUGAAUCGGAUUAGACCAUUAGCAUCUUGCUCAAAAAUGUAAGAAAUUUAAAGAACGUUGAAGGAAAUUUGCUGCUGUACCAUGGCUGCAGCAGGCGCAAUGUUGCUGAUACCUAGAUGGGGACUAUUUUCAGACUCUGCAUAAUUGUGCCUGCUGCAGCCAUGUUACAGCAGCAAAGUUUCUUGAUUACACAGAAAUGAAAGUAUAGUUCCUAGCCAUAUAAGCCUAAGAAAUAGUACAUGAUGGAAAAUGAAAACUUGCUAAGUGUAACUUCAAAAUUUUAAAAAUAAGUGAGAUGCUAAUGCUCUAAUCUGAUUCAAUUGUCUAUGCUAAGCUAAACUAAAAGUGCUCCUGCCAGACACAUUCACAUUAGGUGAAUAGAUUCAAAAAUGGUAAAAUGAGUAAAUUGUAAAAUGAGGCUAUUUCCAAAAAAUAAGUGGAGUGUUUCUUUAACAUCUCAAUCUGAUUUAUAUUUUUGUAUUAGGGUUGUUUAUCCAUCAAAAUUUAAAAAUAUAUGCAGUGCUGUCAUUUUUUUUGUUGAUGUUGAAUUAUAGUUAAUUAUAAUUUGUUCAAAGGCAGAAACAAUUUGUUUUAUGUUGCUUCUGUUUUCUAAAACACUCAUUUAAUAUUUAAACUCAGUGCUGUUUUGAUUCCAAGUUUAGAUAUAUUGCAAUGAGAUGUAGUUUUUUAUUAAUAACUUUCAACACUGGCGUGAUAUCAG
Danio aesculapii is the source of this 2019-nucleotide messenger RNA. It is a transcript of the gene wdr55, whose product is annotated as WD repeat domain 55. The transcript has 8 exons. Gene Ontology annotation, molecular function: protein binding. The record is from RefSeq and is a predicted model, not a curated record. Lineage: Eukaryota; Metazoa; Chordata; Actinopteri; Cypriniformes; Danionidae. The coding region runs from base 24 to 1181 and encodes 385 amino acids.